AAAAAAAAAAGCCCCUCAAAUGCAAAUACUACCUACAUAUACGAAGUCUACCUACUUCACACACCAGGCCAGUCCUUGUGCAGAACAAAAACAAGAGCUUCAUGACUACCUAGUACCCAGUUUAUCACGUCUGUUGUCUUUCGUUUGGUCCUUAGACUAUCUCUUUACAUCAAGGUGAACCGACUACGACUUACAAAGGUGGAUUACCAUAACUCUUUCAAACACCAACUGCCAACUUCUCUUAAGGUGGCAACUCAACCUCUAAAGCAAAUAUCUCAUCAUCACUCACAGAAAGAGAGAGUGGCAGAAGCCAAAUCAUGAUGCUCAUUUCUAUCCUUGCUGCAGCGCUGGGCACUGGUCAACUAGUUAGUGCUCAGGGUUUUGUUGCGAAUUGCUCCUGGCAGGUUGGUGUUCUGGCAGACAGCUUCCUAGGCAUGUAUUGUCAUGACGAUGAUUGGGAACGAUUUAACUACGACUGGACCUGGCUUGACACCAAUGCCUGCCUAACCAAUCACGGCGGCAUGCUCUAUCCUCGCGGAGCUGGUAAUUACUGGCCAACAUGUGGGAAUUGCUCCGUUCGCGGGAGCCACGUCGAGUUUCUCCUCAGCUGUGAUUGUCUCAACACUGGUGGCCACUUUACUCCAGCUACCUAUGACCUCAAUCGUGUGGUCUGGAACCACAAUGGUAGCCUGGGUUGUUUCAAUUACGUCGGCAACAAGACAGAUAGGGGCCCUCUUUAGCUCCUCGAUGGCGAAGAUCGGAAAUGAGACACAGAUACCAAUACAUGCAUGUAUCGAAUCAAUUUAUAGCAUAUGCGCGCCCGUAAUUGCAGGCAAUAUCCCUAAAUGAUAAUUUUACUAGACAU
This is a messenger RNA of Hypoxylon fragiforme, 865 nucleotides long. RefSeq lists its product as uncharacterized. The record is from RefSeq and is a predicted model, not a curated record. NCBI's taxonomy places the organism in Eukaryota, Fungi, Ascomycota, Sordariomycetes, Xylariales, Hypoxylaceae. Bases 318 to 740 code for a protein of 140 amino acids. The transcript is spliced from 4 exons.